UAUUUGUCGUCACUUCCGGUCCUCCUCCCGAGCGGAAGUAUAGUGCGAGGAACGAAGCGACUGAGGAAUGGCUGAUACUGGGCUUUUGGAGUCUCUUCUCAAACGUGUGGAGAACGUGGACGGUGGUGUGGACAGCCAAGAUGUGGCAGCUGUCCUUGGCGUCGAUCACCAAGUCAUCGUCGGGGCUGUGAAGAGUUUGCAGGCUUUGGGCGAUGUGAUUUCAGCAGAGCAGUGCUCUUCCAAGCGCUGGGAGCUGACAGCGGAGGGGGCAGAGAUAGCGGAGCAGGGCAGCCACGAGGCGCAGGUCUUCAAUGCAAUACCAGAGGAGGGACUGCCCCAGAGUGAACUCAUGAAGCUGCCCAGCGGGAAGGUGGGCUUCAGCAAGGCAAUGUCCAACAAGUGGAUCCGUUUGGAUAAAAGCCACAAGGGGGGUCCUCGGGUCUUCAGGAUGGUGGAGAACGUUGAGGACACUGUUAGGGAGAAGUUGCUGCUGGUGAAACUGGGUGGAGCCUCCCAGCUGGUGGAGAAAGAGAAGAACGAGCUGAAGAAGCGAAAGCUGCUGACAGAAGUGACGAUGAAGUCCUACUGGAUCACGAAGGCCGACGCGUUCAGCACCACCAUUGUCAAGCAGGAGACAGAGCUGACCCCGGAGAUGAUCGCAACCGGAAGUUGGCGUGGCAAGAAGUUCAAGCCCUAUAAUUUUGAUGCGAUGGGUGUGGCACCAGACUGUGGCCACCUGCACCCCCUGAUGAAGGUGCGCACGCAGUUCCGUCAGAUCUUCUUGGAGAUGGGAUUCACAGAGAUGCCAACAAAUAACUUCAUUGAGAGCUCCUUCUGGAACUUUGACUCCCUGUUCCAACCCCAGCAACACCCAGCUCGGGACCAGCACGACACCUUCUUCCUCUCCGAUCCAGCAAUGGCACACGAGUUCCCACAGGAUUACCUAGAAAGAGUGAAGAAGGUCCACUCAGAGGGGGGGUACGGCUCUCAGGGAUAUAAAUAUGAUUGGAAACUGGAGGAGGCACAGAAAAACAUCCUCCGCACACACACCACUGCUGUCAGCGCCCGCAUGCUGUACCGGCUGGCACAGCAGGAGAAGUUUAUGCCUGUCAAAUAUUUCUCCAUAGACAGAGUAUUCCGAAAUGAAACUCUGGAUGCCACACACUUGGCCGAAUUUCACCAGAUUGAGGGGGUGGUGGCCGACUAUGGGCUCACCCUAGGUGACCUCAUGGGAGUUCUACACCAGUUCUUCACCAAACUGGGAAUCACCAAAUUGCGUUUUAAACCUGCUUUCAACCCUUACACUGAGCCCAGCAUGGAAGUCUUCAGCUAUCAUGAAGGGCUUGGGAAGUGGGUGGAAGUGGGAAAUUCUGGUGUUUUCAGGCCUGAGAUGCUGCUGCCCAUGGGGCUUCCAGAGGGAGUGUCUGUCAUAGCCUGGGGACUAUCACUGGAGAGACCCACCAUGAUCAAGUAUGGAAUCAAUAACAUCCGGGAACUGGUGGGACACAAAGUCAACCUGCAGAUGGUCUAUGACAGCCCUGUGUGUCGACUAGACUUGUAAUCCUGUCAGGCGUUUCAUUGAGCAGUCCCCUUCCCGGCCCUGUCACCUUAGAACCCCUGUUCUUCCCCUAGUUUCAGUGGAAACGCACUAAGCAUUUUCUUAUUUAUUCUAUUCAUGGUGAGGCUUGGCAUUGUGAUGCAAUGUUUUGAGUUUUUGGAACCCAGAGAGAGAUGUGAUGGGCAGCCAAGUGAAUCUGUUCUGCAGAAAUGCCAUCUCCCCACACUGUACACUCUACCUGAUCACAGUACAAUGGCAGGAUAGUCAUGUAUUCAGUACAUCCAUUCGUCUGCUAAAAAUGCAUUGUGUAUUGCUGAAGUACAUUUAUUUUUUAUGAUUACAAACAAAUACUGUAUGCACAUGCUAUAAAUAACUAAAAUAACAGUCUGUUACUGUGCAUUACUUCAGCUGGUGAAAAUGUUCAUUUUCCUCCUGCCCCUGUUAGGAAUCACAUAUAAGAUGUCUCAUGUCACUGCACUGUGGUGCAACUUGGA
Messenger RNA from Megalops cyprinoides (Indo-Pacific tarpon), 2052 nucleotides. It is a transcript of the gene farsa, whose product is annotated as phenylalanyl-tRNA synthetase subunit alpha. The transcript has 13 exons. Gene Ontology annotation, biological process: phenylalanyl-tRNA aminoacylation. Gene Ontology annotation, cellular component: cytosol; phenylalanine-tRNA ligase complex; cytoplasm. Lineage: Eukaryota; Metazoa; Chordata; Actinopteri; Elopiformes; Megalopidae. Gene Ontology annotation, molecular function: ATP binding; phenylalanine-tRNA ligase activity; tRNA binding. The record is from RefSeq and is a predicted model, not a curated record. Bases 68 to 1561 code for a protein of 497 amino acids.